Molecule: messenger RNA, 987 nt
Organism: Owenia fusiformis
Lineage: Eukaryota; Metazoa; Annelida; Polychaeta; Sabellida; Oweniidae
Source: the annotation of a GenBank genome assembly
AAUAAAAAUGUCAGAAUCUGGGAGAAAAAUUUGGGUGCAGGUGAAAAGAUACGAUUUAGCAGUACAUGAUGAAGACAUGGAACCCCCUACAUCUCUGAGUUACAUUGAGACUAACAAUGACAUGGAGCCACAGUACAUACACCAACUCCUGAGACAAAGGUUCAGAAUCAGAGAUGAUUCAUUGGUUCUCAAGUUGAGGAACAACAGAGGAUCACUGGUGCCUAUCAACAGUUCAUUGCUACCAACACAAAAAUCAGUGCCAUAUAUCUUAGAAGUUGUGAAAGUCUAUCAAAACAACAAACCACAACCAAGAAAUGUACAGAGAACAAACUACAAUGAAACACUGAAGAAAAAGUUGGACAGUUUCGAUGACAGGAUUGAAAAGAUGGAAGCAAUUUGCCCCGAAUUGAGAAUUAGAAGAGAUGCUAAACUGAAAAGGGAAAUGGAAGAGCUGGAUCGAAAGCUUGUUUUUCUCAACAAGCGGUUCCAACAGGCCGAGCCUGUCAACUGGGAGGGGAUGUUUCGCAAGAACCCAAUGUGGUAGACUACAGAUAUUACCAUUUUUGGUAAUAUUUGGUUCAAAUAGGAAAUCUCAGCAUUCCACGCAUCUAUGUGUUUUGUGACCAUAUAUGGUCAUGUGUACUGGUGUAUAGAUACUUGGUGGACAUGAUAUAAAGCGUACAGUAUUACCCUGGUGUCAUCAACUGAAACAAGUACGUUGGCCUCUUACUAAGACAGAUAGUUUCCAGUUUGGCAUUCAACAUAUCAGCAAGCUCUAUAGAACUAACCAUGGAUGAGUUUACUUAUGUUAAUACAGUGAAAUCUGCAUAAUGGAACACCUCCAUAAAUGGAACACCUUUCACCCAUUAAGUUUAUGUAAAAUAAACCUCAGUGAACACUGCAAGACCUCCCUAGAAGAACACUAUUUUGAGUUUGAAAGUGGUAAUUUAGACAGGUUUAACUGCAUAUGGAAUACAGACAUUUGUG